GGAAAACAUUGGCACUACAGGUUGAUUAGCCAUAAUCCAUCACUUGUUCUCCGAAAGCCGCAGAAACUGGACCCGAAGAGAGCGAAGAACUUCAACCAGACAGUAGUGGCUGACUACUUUGCACAGCGAAAACAGUUGAAUGAUAUGUAUGGUGGGAUUCCUCCGGAACAUGACUGGAACAUGGACGAGAAGGGGAUUCAAAUGGGAGGAGGCAGGAAAGGAGACGGGACAAAGUACUUUUAUAAUAGGAAGCAGAAGGGAUCAUACCGCAUCUCAGACAACAAUUUGGAGCUUGUUACGGUGAUAGAGUGCAUUAGCGCUGCUGGAGUGUUGAUGAGGCCUGGUUCCGUGAAGGUCUGUUUUCUCCAAUCCUCUGCCCAUAUCAUUUUACUAACCUCCUCUUCCAGUAUAUCCCAUACAAAAACUGGCUGGACAAACCGUGGAAUAUGUGAGGAGUGGUUCAACAAGACAUUUAUCCCUGAGUCCCAAGUUUGCCGCAUUGAUGACAGGUCGGUUGUUCUUACUUUGUAUGGCCAUGACUCGCAUGAGCAACCUGUCCUUCAAGCUCUAGCUUAUAAACACAGCAUCAUUAUCUAUCGCCUCCCAUCAAAAACCACUCAUAAAUUACAGCCA
Molecule: messenger RNA, 633 nt
Organism: Serpula lacrymans var. lacrymans S7.9
Lineage: Eukaryota; Fungi; Basidiomycota; Agaricomycetes; Boletales; Serpulaceae
Exons: 2
Molecular function (GO): nucleic acid binding
Source: RefSeq, a predicted model, not a curated record